Molecule: messenger RNA, 2115 nt
Organism: Dioscorea cayenensis subsp. rotundata (Guinea yam)
Lineage: Eukaryota; Viridiplantae; Streptophyta; Magnoliopsida; Dioscoreales; Dioscoreaceae
Product: dihydrolipoyllysine-residue acetyltransferase component 2 of pyruvate dehydrogenase complex, mitochondrial-like
Exons: 20
Coding region: 148-1788 (546 amino acids)
Biological process (GO): pyruvate decarboxylation to acetyl-CoA
Cellular component (GO): pyruvate dehydrogenase complex
Molecular function (GO): dihydrolipoyllysine-residue acetyltransferase activity
Source: RefSeq, a predicted model, not a curated record
UCACACCCGGCUCCUUUGAGUUACCGCCUCACCGGUCAUACGCCACCAAUCUCUCUGAAGCACCACACACCAUCACAAGAUUCUCACCGGUUCACCGGUGUCGCAGCACACCACCCAUCUCAGGCAUCGCCAGCGGCCACCGAUCCGAUGUCGUCUGCUUCUCGUAUCAUUCGCCACUCGCGCAAGUUCUGUAAUGGGCAAAGUGUUCUAUCAUCCGAGGCUUCCGUUCUGGGUAGAUAUUUUUCAACAAAUGGUAGUUCCUAUGCUGGCAAAGGAAAUGAUAUUUUAAAGGGCCGUCAAUGCGGCUUGUCUGGAAAAGAAAAUAGAUGCAUAGGGAAAGAUUUUUCCCUAUUUAAGGCAUCUUCCGAAGGGAUUUCCAAAUCUUUUGCAAGAACAAAUAUGAAUGGGAGUAUUCCAAUGGCUAGGAUGAGCUUGUCCCAUAGUUUCUCAAGCUUGCAAACAACAUUAAGGAGAGGAUUUUCAAGCAUCUCAGAGCUCCCUCCUCAUCAAGAAAUUGGGAUGCCUUCACUCUCUCCAACCAUGACAGAGGGAAACAUUGCACGGUGGCUUAAGAAGGAAGGCGAUAAAGUUUCCCCUGGUGAAGUACUUUGUGAAGUUGAAACUGAUAAAGCAACUGUGGAGAUGGAAUGUAUGGAAGAAGGCUAUAUCGCUAAGAUAAUACAUGGUGAUGGGGCUAAAGAUAUAAAAGUCGGUGAGAUAAUUUGUAUAACUGUGGAAGAAGAAGGUGACAUUGAGAAGUUUAAAGACUAUAAAACUUCUGCAAAACCUGCUGAAACUACAGCACCAUCUGAGCCAAGCUCACCGAAACAAGAGGUACCAGAGCCUGCUAAAGCCCCUGAGCCAAAACCAACAGUCUCAAAAACUGAAGAAGUUCCUCAUGGGGAUGAUCGUAUUUUCUCUAGUCCUCUUGCAAGAAAAUUGGCUGAAGAAAACAAUGUUCCUCUCUCAAACAUAAAAGGAACUGGUCCUGAUGGCCGCAUCUUGAAGGCUGAUAUUGAGGACUACUUAGCAUCAAGUGCGAAGGGUGUACCUACACAGAAGAAGGAUAAAACAGGAGCUCCAGUAUCAGACUAUUCAGAUAUCCCAAUUUCCCAGAUAAGAAAGAUCACGGCUUCACGAUUGCUGCUUUCCAAACAGACUAUUCCUCAUUACUAUUUAACUGUAGACACCCAAGUGGAUAAACUCAUGAAGUUACGCAGUGAACUUAACUCUAUGCAGGAGUCCUCUGGUGGAAAAAGGAUUUCUGUGAAUGACCUAGUUAUUAAGGCUGUUGCUUUGGCUCUUCGCAAGGUUCCUCAGUGCAAUAGUUCUUGGAUGAACGAUUUCAUUCGCCAGCAUCAUAACAUAAAUGUCAAUGUGGCUGUGCAGACUGAUCACGGAUUGUUUGUUCCAGUUGUUAGGGACGCAGACAAGAAGGGGCUGUCUACAAUUGCUGAAGAAGUGAAGCAUCUGGCCCAGAAAGCAAAAGAUAACAGUUUGAAACCAGAAGACUAUGAAGGAGGAACAUUUACAGUGUCAAAUUUGGGUGGACCAUUUGGAAUCAAACAAUUUUGCGCCAUUAUAAAUCCUCCUCAGUCAGGCAUUCUUGCUGUUGGCUCUGCUGAGAAAAGGGUGAUACCUGGUGCUGGUCCCGAUCAAUACGAGUUUGGUUCCUUCAUGUCUGUCACGUUGAGCUGUGACCAUAGUGUGAUUGAUGGUGCAAUUGGUGCGGAAUGGCUCAAAGCAUUCAAGGGCUACAUUGAGAAUCCACACUCAAUGCUGCUUUAAAAAAAUGGUGGUUUUCUCCAAUUUUGCAGGCUUUUUUUGAAUAAAUUUCAUCAGGCCAUUUGAAUAUCUUUGUUGUUUUAUAACCUCUUCCUUUUUGCCUGAUGUGCAAAUUUGAGUGCUGUAUUGAUGAGGACCAAUCUUGGGGGUUGGAAGAUGGCUGUAGAUCAAUCAAGCGAAUCAUUUGUAUUGUUUUUUCACAUUAUUUUUUAGCCUGAUUUUAGUGUUGGGAGAGCCACACUGAAGAGUGAAUGUUGAAUUGGAGGUAACCGUUGACUGUCUCUGUAAUUUGAGGAUCAUGGAGAUCAUUCCAUGCUGCAUGUUUAGCCA